This is a messenger RNA of Fusarium odoratissimum NRRL 54006, 5238 nucleotides long. RefSeq lists its product as uncharacterized. NCBI's taxonomy places the organism in Eukaryota, Fungi, Ascomycota, Sordariomycetes, Hypocreales, Nectriaceae. The record is from RefSeq and is a predicted model, not a curated record. The transcript has 2 exons. Gene Ontology annotation, biological process: transmembrane transport. Gene Ontology annotation, molecular function: transmembrane transporter activity. Bases 111 to 1811 code for a protein of 566 amino acids.
CGCCGAAUCUCGCACCGAUCAUUUCUGAUAAAAAUACACAACGUUCCUCUUCAUCACCGUCUUUUCAAACCAAGCCAGUUUUAACUAGUUUGUAAAUUUAUGGAUUAAUCAUGGAGAAAGUCGAAACUUCACAUUCAGAUCACAACGAUCGUCGAGAAUCUCACACUUCAUCCCAUAGCGACGAAGAAUCAUCCAUAUCGUCUUCUUCACACCACAACCAUCAAAAUGACGACAUUUCGCGGACGUACUCCCUCGGCGACACAGAAUGGCAGAGCAUUCGUGCGCCAAACACGGGAAUGAGCAUGACGAGAACUGUUUCGCGGCGAGAAUCUGUUUUAUCGAGGAUUCGAUCACGGCCUAUCCCACAGUUUACGCAUCCUCUUGCGCAUGUCAAAACUACAGAGGAUCAGCUCGUUGAUUUCGACGGGCCUGAUGAUCCGUACAGACCGAUGAACUGGCCUAACAAGAAGAAGAUCCUGACAACGAUGCUUUACGGGUUGGUUACAAUGUCAGCGACCUGGGCGUCUUCCUCGUAUUCGUCUGGUACGGCACAAGUAGCGGCGCAUUUCCAUGUCGGAACACAAGUCGCUACUCUCGGCACAACACUCUUCCUCGUGGGCUUUGGAAUAGGGCCUUUGCUCUGGGCGCCGUUGAGUGAAGUCUACGGACGACGACAAGCGGUUCUUAUUCCCAUGUUUAUAGCGAUAUGCUUCAGUUUCGGAAGUGCAGUCGCAAAAGAUUUCCAGACGUUGAUGAUCACGAGGUUCUUUUGUGCCUUCUUUGCUUCGGCGCCUGUUACGAAUACAGGUGGUGUUUUGGGGGAUUUGUUUCUGCCCUCAGAGAGGGGGAUUGCUAUGGCGGGGUAUGCUAUGGCUGUUGUUGGAGGUCCUGUUCUCGGUCCUAUUGUUUCAGCUGCUGUUGUGCAGGACCCGAGUUUGGGCUGGAGGUGGACUGAGUAUCUUACUGGUAUUGUUCAGAUCAUCUUUUUGACGUUGGCUGUUAUCUUUGUUGAUGAGAGUUAUCCACCAAAACUUCUUAUUUACAAAGCCCGGAGACUACGUCACGAAACAGGCAAUUGGGCCCUUCACGCGAAAUUCGAAGAAUGGGAUGUGAGCAUUCAGGAACUCGCACGAAAGUUCUUGGUCAGACCCGUUCAGCUCCUCAUGACGCCCAUUUGCUUCCUCGUCGCUCUAUACGCUAGUUUCUGCUACGGUAUUCUCUACAUGCAACUUGGCGCUAUUCCCAUUAUCUUCAGAGAGAUCAGAGGCUGGGGCAUUCUAGUAUCCUCACUGCCUUUCAUCUGCAUUCUCCUCGGAGCUAUUCUCGGAUGCGGAGCGAAUGUGUACAACCAGCUCCUCUACAACAAAGCCUACCACGCCGCUGGAAACCGUGCUGUUCCCGAAAAACGCCUUCCCCCAAUGAUGGUCGGCUCUGUGAUUUUCAGCGGCGGUCAAUUUCUCAUCGGAUGGACUGCCGAGAAGGACAUUCACUGGGUCGUUCCCUGCAUUGGUCUCGUCUUAUUAGGAACAGGCUUCUUUACCAUCUUCCAAGCCGCGCUGAACUACCUGGUCGAUACGUUUACUAUGUACGCUGCCUCGGCUGUUGCGGCUAACACAUUUCUCAGAUCUUGUUUCGCGGCUGCUUUUCCGCUGGUGGUUGGACCUUUGUAUCACAAUAUUGGUGUUGGACCUGGGUCUAGUAUUACUGGUGGUUUUGCAGCGUUGUUGAUUCCUGUUCCGUUUGUGUUUUAUAUUUAUGGUAAGAGAAUCAGGGCUAGGUCGAAGUGGUCGAAGGCUUCGGUGUAUGACUAAAGCAUCCUUGCUUAGAGAAGAUAUGAGAGAUUGACAAAAUAAAUUUAUAGAUAGUCUAAGAUUGCAAUAAUACCCAGAUAAUAUACUAAACUCCGUACCCGUCUAUGUUAUGCUCCUAUUUGUUUCCAACCUGUUUGUUCCAUAAUUCCUUGUACCUUCCGUCUAUUGAGAUCAAUUCCGCGUGUGUUCCUGACUCAACAACCUGUCCAUUGUGAAUAACCAAGAUCUUGUCCGCGCUGACAAUGGUAGAUAGUCGAUGCGCAAUAACGAAUGUCGACCUCGCACGUUUCAACUCAUCCAAAGCACCCUGAAUACUUGACUCCGUAUUCGUGUCAACUGCACUCGUUGCCUCAUCGAGAAUCAAGAUUGGUGGAUUCUUGAGGAACACUCGAGCGAUUGCUAGUCUCUGGAUCUCUCCUCCUGACAGCUUGACACCCUGCUCUCCAACCUCUGUGUUAUAUCCAUCGACGAAGCUGAGAAUUUUGUCGUGGAUAGCUGCAGAGCGACAAGCAGCGUAGAUCUCCUCGUCUGUCGCAGAAGGUCGGGCGUAGCGCAUGUUCUCAAGGAUCGAUGCGUUGAAGAGAAGUGGGUCUUGAGGUACUACACCGAGAGCAUUUCUCAGUGAGCUGAGAGUGAUAUCCCGGAUAUCAUGACCAUCAAUGGUUAUAGAUCCCUCAUCAAUAUCGUAGAACCGAAGGAGAAGCUUCAUGAUGGAAGACUUGCCAGCGCCUGUCUCUCCAACCAAUGCAACAGUUUGUCCAGGCUCAACUGACAGCGAUAAGUCCUGGACUGUUGGUUUCCGAGGAUCAUAAGAGAAACAAACAUCAUGGAACGCAACACGUCCCUCGACCUUCUCCAGAUCCUUAGCACCCUCCUUGUCAGUGAUAGUGGGCUUUGUCUGCAGCAGAUAGAGCAGGCGCUCAGCAUCAACCAAGUCUGACAUGAGUUGUCUGUAACUAUGAGACAAGAACUUCAAUGGCCAGACCAAGUACUCCCAGUACUGAAUGAAGAAGACAAAAUCACCGGGCGAUGAUCCACCCUGCCAGACAUCGUAAAUAACAAGGCUCACCAGUGUGAAGAACGUACAGGGGAUAAGAGCGUUAAGUAGCCCCUGGAUAUAGGCAUCCCUCUUCUCGUAGUUCAGACCAGCAGAUAAUUGCUUAUUGACAGCAGAUCCGAAGCGAUACUUCUCGUAGUUGAACAUAUUGAAGUAUGUAACGGUCUGCCAGCCCUGGACAGCUUGGUGCAUCACACGAACUUCUUCUCUCUUCGACUUUGUCGAUUCUCGUCGGUUAUCGAGGUUCCAUCCUGUGGCUUUGACUUCAAACGUGACGAAGAGGACUGAGCCGAUGGCCAUUGCCAAAGCCACGUAGCUAUUGAACUUCCAGUACAGAAAUACAAAAGCGAUAGCCAAAUCAACGACAGUGGGGAGAAUCUCGAUGAUAAGCAUGUCAAGGACAUUCGUCAAUGCUUCACCCUGUUCAAUAGCCUUCAUAACCUCCGCCGAGUCACGCUCAGAGUGAAACUCCAUAGGCAGCGAUAGAACGUGGUUAAACGCUGCGUUCGUGAGAGAUCGGUAUGAGAACUGCUUAAUCGGGAUUUUGGCCAGGGACUCAAUAAGUCCGACGACAACGUCGUGAGAAGCAAGGCUCAUGAUAAGCCAGAUGAAAAGAGCGUGGAAUGGAUUUUGCUUGGCGAGGAGUUGAUCGGCCACGAUGCCUAGUUGACGAGGAACCAGGAUGUUGAAGACUCGAGUAGCCAGGAUACAGAAUAGGGAGAUUAAAAUGCAGAGUUGGACUUUGCGGUCUUUCUUGGGGAUCAAGAAGGGGAGGAAGAUGGAAAAGUCGGAGAGGUAGCCUAGCCAGCCACCCUUCUCCUUGAGUUUCUUUGCGCGUUGGCGUUUGAUAUCGAUUACAUCUUCGUCUGAUUCGCUGCCUGAGAUGUACUGAUCGUCAUCGACCUCUGUGUCUGACGAUGUCUCAGUACCGUAGCUUGGGCAUGCUCUGCCGUUUGCAAGGCCGUUUGAUUGGAGGAAGGGCUGCGAUUCCUCUGCUUCUGAAUCGGGGGUGUAGUAUCUGCCACUGGUUGAGAGAUGGUAGAUCAUGAGGAAAAGAAGAGGUAGGAGUCUGAACGUUUGAGAGGCGAGUUGCACAAUAUGAUAGAUAUCAUUCUGGCCGUUGACAGCGGAGAAUAUUUGCAACGGAAUCUCGAAUGCAAGGGUAAUAAGCGAUGUUCCGAGAACCAAUAACCGCGGUGCAGUUCGCUGACUCCAGAUAAACGCCCAUACCGAUAGGAGCACGACAAGGUGUAUCGCCUCAGGCUCUUUACUCUGCUGACUCUCCUGCACAAAGGUCGAUAUACCCUCAGCCAAAUACCCCAGGAUCAAAAGCCCAGCAGCAAGACGAUCAUAAUUCCGUGGGGUAGUUUUCCCAGUGGUACGAGCAGCGUUGAGAAUAGUAACAACCGAAACAAACACUACAGCUACUAAGGAGCAGCUGUAGUGAAGGAUAUUUGAGACCUGAAGAAUUGACGGCAUUUUUACAAGCCGGGCAGGUAAGUGUAACAAGAAAAACGGUGUAAUUUUAUUUUUUGGAUUAAAAACCGUCUGAUCAAAUCUUAUAUACCCAAUUCCUCAGCCCUACGUGCAACGCAGCAUGAAAAAGCCAAGGUCGCCUGCGGUCAUUUGAGGCGCACAUAUUCGACACAGCCAAUCGGCGUGGCUAUGAGUCAAUGCCACAGCGGGUCUCGCCACCAAGAGUGAUCCCUUUGUGGUAAUAAGUUUCGACGUGUUGAUUGGCUACGGCGUAUUCUGCUGUGGAGAUCCCAAUCGGUAUGUACGGCAGGGUAACAUACGGGAGGAUGAUUAUGCUUAUUAUUGGUUUUGUAUGACUUUGUAUUGAGUCAUGAGGAUCCCACUGCCGAGGCUCGUGCUGCUUGAUAGGUGAAGUUUGAUGUUUUGCGGGAUGGACGAGAUGAGGUUUAUUCCGGUGCCAAGAAGCGUGGGCAUCACGGCGAUUUCGACGGUAUCCACUAGCUGAGCUUGCAGACAUUGGGAUGCGAGCUGACCACCACCCAUAAGCCAGAUAUCCUUCCCGUCAUUCGUUUUCAGGCGUCUGAUGUAAUCAAGCACGUUUUCAUGUAUGACUGUAACAUCGGGAAAAUGGUGCUGGUUCAUGGUUCGACUGGCUACCAUGACUGAUUCUUUGGGGCGCUUUGAUAGUGGAUUGUCAGCGCCGAAAGAUUGCAUGACUUGGUAUGUCUUGCGGCCCAUGAUGAAAUAGUCGAAUUCGGCAUACAGCGCGGGGAAGUCUAUCGUGGGAUCCUCGAUGAUCCAGGUUGUUGAACCAUCUGGUGGUGCGAUGUACCCGUCGAGACUUGCUGCAACGUUAUAGCGAAGGCGCGGCAUGUUGGGCAGUAAAUGAUAAGA